Ricinus communis (castor bean) is the source of this 2676-nucleotide messenger RNA. Its product is annotated as rhamnogalacturonan I rhamnosyltransferase 1. NCBI's taxonomy places the organism in Eukaryota, Viridiplantae, Streptophyta, Magnoliopsida, Malpighiales, Euphorbiaceae. Bases 651 to 2171 code for a protein of 506 amino acids. Gene Ontology annotation, cellular component: cytoplasm. The record is from RefSeq and is a predicted model, not a curated record. The transcript is spliced from 8 exons.
UACAUUUACAUUUCAGCUGCUAUUAUAAACUUGAGCGCUCUCUCUCUUCUCUUCCUCCCUCAUUUUCCGAAUAGUUUGCAGGCUACCACUCGCCGGAAUCUCGUCGGAAAAUAAACCACAAUUAUACCCUCUGCUUCACAAUCUUGCUUUCUUUUCUUAAAGAUAUAUUAUACACCCUUUAAGCGUAACUCUGCAGUUACCACCGUACAAACUGAGCUUCUUUCUUUUCCAUUUCUUGAGAGCUACAGCUUAAGUUCUUCCAUAUAAUUUCUGGGUUUUGUUCAGUUUCUCAAAUGACAAGAUUAGGUGUUUUUUCUUUUUCUUGGGAGAUUAAAGUAAUCACAUCACAACAUAAAGUAGCUAGCUGCAGGUGUAUUAUUGAUUGAUUAUUUUAGUUACAAAAGUUAAUAAAAUCAAGAAAAGGUUUUUCUUUUCUUUUGUUUAAGAGUUUCAAGGCCAUUCUUGAUUAACUUAAUCAAGUUUAAAGAAUCCACUUGUCUGUUAUAGAGACAGCACUGUUAAAAUCUUCUUCUUUCUUUCUUUUUUCUUUAAGCUUCAUUACAUUUUUGGUACAACAGAUCAAGCGUUGAAUUUUAAAUCUUCUUGGUUUUAGUGGGUUUGGUGAAUUGGAGGGAAAAAAAGAAAAAGAAAUGUUAAAAAUGUGUAAGCAGGAGAAUUCUGUUAAAGAAUGGGAGAUGAAAGUGAAGCUUCUGGGAGAUGGGAAAGUUGAAAAGUUGAAGAAUUCAAUGGUUUCAUCAAGGUCUCCAAUGAAGCUAUGGAUUUUGAGGGCAAUUACAACAGCUUUGCUAUGGACUUGUGUUGUUCAGUUAAUGGCAUUAGGAGAGCUAUGGGGUCCUAGAUUGUUGAAAGGUUGGCCUUCUUGUUUUAGUCAUCCUGAUGUUGAAUUACACUCUGUACCUGCCAAAGUUGUUCUUCCUCCAAAGAGGGUUUAUAAGAAUAAUGGGUAUCUUAUGGUUUCCUGCAAUGGAGGACUCAACCAAAUGCGAGCAGCGAUAUGUGACAUGGUUGCUAUUGCAAGAUAUCUAAAUGUAACCCUUGUUGUGCCAGAGUUGGAUAAAUCCUCAUUUUGGAAUGACCCAAGUGAGUUCCAAGACAUAUUUGAUGUUGACCAUUUCAUCACUUCCUUGAGAGAUGAGGUUCGUAUACUGAAAGAGCUACCACCCAGGAUCAAAAGACGAGUUGAACUGGGAAUGUUCUACUCAUUGCCACCCAUUAGUUGGUCGAACAUAUCUUACUACCUUCAUCAGAUUCUACCUCUGGUGCAGAAGUACAAGAUUAUACAUUUGAAUAAGACCGAUGCCCGUCUUGCUAAUAAUGGACUACCUCUUCAGAUUCAGAAGUUGCGCUGCCGUGUAAAUUUUAAUGCUCUGAGGUUUACACCACAGAUAGAAGAAUUGGGCAGAAGGGUUGUAAGGAUUUUAAGGGAGAAAGGCCCCUUUCUCGUCCUUCAUCUAAGAUAUGAAAUGGAUAUGUUGGCUUUCUCAGGCUGCACUCAAGGUUGCAACGAUGAGGAGAUUGAGGAACUGACAAGAAUGAGAUAUGCUUACCCCUGGUGGAAGGAAAAAGUUAUAAAUUCUGGACUGAAAAGGAGAGAAGGCUUGUGCCCUUUGACACCUGAGGAAACUGCUCUGGUAUUAAGUGCACUAGGCAUUGAUCAUAAUGUUCAAAUAUACAUUGCUUCUGGAGAAAUAUAUGGUGGAGAAAGAAGAAUGAAGACUUUGUCAGCAACUUUCCCUAAUGUGCAGGUCAGGAAAGAAACUCUACUGGAAUCAUCAGAUUUGAAGUUCUUUCAGAACCACUCCUCUCAGAUGGCAGCAUUGGAUUAUCUGGUAUCCCUGGAAGGUGACAUAUUUGUUCCUACAUAUGAUGGCAAUAUGGCUAAAGUUGUUGAAGGCCAUCGCAGGUUCUUAGGAUUCAAGAAGACUAUUUCGUUGGACAGAAAGCUUCUAAUUGGCCUAAUAGAUCAGUACAGCAAGGGAUCAUUGAGCUGGGAUGAGUUCUCUACUACUGUGAAGGAAACUCAUGCUGAUCGGAUGGGGAGUCCCAAGGCUCGAGUUGUCAUAGCAGAUAAGCCCAAGGAAGAGGAUUAUUUCUAUGCCAAUCCACAUGAGUGUUUGCAGUUGUUAGAUGAACCAUUGAGUAGCACAUGAGCCUAGUCAUGCCAAUAAUAUUGGUCAUCCUUACAUAUUGGUGCAUCUACUUAUUUAUCAAAGGAGUACUGUUCCUCAAAUAGGCCUGGAAGAACUAGGAGAUUGACCCUGGGCCUCUUCCUUGUCAGCAUCACCAGAAUAUUUAUAAUCGUUCAUUCUUGAAUAACCUGAAUGUGUAUAGAGUGAAAAGAAAAAUAUGCACCACUAUCAAAGGCUAAUGUUCGGUUAACUGGAUUGUAGAGAAGACAAAGGAUAACAUUUUCCCAGAUGGGAAGAUUUUGGGAUCCCACACUUCCCUCUUGUAAUGAUUUUUUACAAAAUCAACUGUAAUGAACAUUAGCACUCCCUCUUUCUCUACUUUGUAUCAGAAGUACAUGUGCUUACAGAAAACAAACAGCAGCAGUUAUGGCUAUCUAAUUGCAACUGUAGCAACAGCCAUGGUUGAUUGCACCUUCAAGAAUAAUAAACCAAUAGAUAAGGAGACAUCUUUUCUCAUUAUUGUUCA